Molecule: messenger RNA, 1797 nt
Organism: Gavia stellata (red-throated loon)
Lineage: Eukaryota; Metazoa; Chordata; Aves; Gaviiformes; Gaviidae
Gene: SDE2
Product: SDE2 telomere maintenance homolog
Exons: 8
Coding region: 1-1311 (436 amino acids)
Cellular component (GO): nucleus
Source: RefSeq, a predicted model, not a curated record
AUGGCGCUGCUGGUGCGGGACCCCUCGGCCUCGCGGGCGCGGCCGUGGCCGCUGCCCCCCGGCGGCGGUUCGGUGCGCCGCCUCCUCCGCGAUCGCGCUCGGGCGCUGGCCUCGGGAGGCGGGUGGGCGCGGGCGCUGGGCUGCCGGGGCCGGCUAGCAGGCCGCGCCUCUGCCUCUGCCUCCGCCAAUAUUCCUGAAGAAAGCUUGUACGUGAAAUGUAACGGACGACUGGUUAACCAUGAAGAUGUGUUGCAGAAUGGAGCCGUUUAUAGUCUGGAACCAAGACUUUGUGGUGGAAAAGGAGGGUUUGGAUCUAUGCUGCGAGCACUUGGUGCUCAGAUUGAAAAGACAACAAAUAGAGAGGCUUGCCGAGAUCUCAGUGGAAGGAGACUUCGAGACGUCAAUCACGAAAAAGCGAUGGCUGAAUGGGUGAAGCAGCAAGCAGAACGGGAAGCGGAAAAAGAGCAAAGGCGCUUGGAAAGGCUGCAGCGGAAACUUGCGGAGCCAAAGCACUUUUUCACAAAUCCGGACUACCAGCAGCAGUGUCAUGAAAUGGCUGAGCGACUAGAAGAUUCAGUCCUUAAAGGAUUGCAGGCUACUUCAAGCAAAAUAGUGUCACCAGAAAGUGGCAACAGUCGGAAACGUUCAGGUGAAUCUGGAAAGAAUGGAACAAAAUCUCGAAAAAGAAAAUGCUUUUGGCUGGGAUUGGAAGGAUUGGAUGAUCAUGACAGUUCGGAUUGUGAGGAUGACAGUGAAGAUGACUCCCCUCAUGCAUCUGACGGAAGUUGUCCCUCAGGCAGCAGAUACAAUGAAAAUACUGGAAAUUCAAAUGAAUGUUCAAGCAGCUCUGCGGAUUCGGUAGAGGAUAGUCCCACUACCAGUACAACUGUGCAGCCCAAAGGUACUGGAAGAGAUUUGCAAGGAGAGACACACGCAGGUGGGCAAAUGGAAAUUGCAGCUGAUGAAAACAGUAAAAUGACAAAGCCCCUGAAGGAAGAGGCCCAAGAAGAGAAAGAGGUAACCCAAGCCCUGAAAGAAGAGAAGCAAGAAAAUGUUUCUUCUAAGGAACCCGAACCGAACCAGUUACAGAGCACAGAGGUGGAACCGAUAGACCUGCUGGCAUUCAACUCUGCUGCGGAACUGGAAGCCCUGGGUUUAGAUAAACUGAAGGUGGAACUGAUGUCUUUAGGACUGAAAUGUGGAGGCACUUUAAAGGAAAGAGCGGCAAGGCUUUUUUCAGUGAGAGGUCUGUCUAGAGACCAGAUUGAUCCUGCCUUAUUUGCAAAGCCCUCUAAAGGGAAGAAAAAGUGAUUUUUAAAAAAAAUUAUUUUGUAUCUGUGUGCUUUUAAAUUUUUCUUAUUCUGUUGUCAUUCGGUACUGCCGCUUUGGCAUCCCUGGAUAGUUUUUGUUUCUAUUCUUAAUGAAGUUCGAUUAACGUAACACAGAGUAAGUUGCUAGAUAGCGAGUUAGUUAUGCGUUCAGUACGUUCAAUAUUAAAGGAGUGAAACUACUAUCUUUUGAUAAGCCUUACAAGUGGUUAUAACAAGUCUUAAUGCAACAGGUAAAACAAACUCUCUGUAUAUGGAAAGAAAGAACCUGAAUGCUUUCUGGAAAAUGGUUGUAUGACACUGUCAUCACCUAUUUUAAGAAGAAUCGCAAUCCUUUCUUAGCUUUAUAUUGAAUCUCCUUUAAUGUGUAUUCCAGGUAGCACAGUUACAACUGUCAGAUGAGAAACAUUGAACUUAUGAUCCAGGCUUAAAAGCUGAAGUUUCUUUAAAUAAAAAGAAUAUUUUUAUA